Molecule: messenger RNA, 1926 nt
Organism: Torulaspora delbrueckii
Lineage: Eukaryota; Fungi; Ascomycota; Saccharomycetes; Saccharomycetales; Saccharomycetaceae
Gene: YEN1
Product: crossover junction endodeoxyribonuclease
Exons: 1
Coding region: 1-1926 (641 amino acids)
Molecular function (GO): 5'-flap endonuclease activity
Source: RefSeq, a predicted model, not a curated record
AUGGGUGUGCCACAGGUAUGGGAAUUAUUGAAGCCUCAUAUAAAGGAUAAGAGAGUCCCACUCAGAAAGUUUGCAGCCGAUUUCAAAAGUAGAUAUGGAUCGCCAGUACGAAUUGCAAUUGACGGUUAUACAUGGCUGUACGAAUGUGGAUUCUUUUCAAACCAAGAAUCACCAGAGAAAUUUGCAGGUCAAGGCCAAAUCUCAAAAGCUGUACUGAACCUGAUGCAUCGACUGAAGGAAUUAUUAUCUCUUGAUAUCAGUUUCAUCCUAGUUUUUGAUGGUGAGAUGAAGCCUUGGUUUAAGAACAAUUUUAGGUCGAAUGAUGAAUUGACGAAUGUAAAUCUAUCAGAGGACUAUUUCUCUAAUUGGCAAGAGCAUUUACGUUCGCAUAAAGAGUUUAAUACAUGUCUGAAAGCCAACUAUGUGGACGAUUCCACUGGUUUUAUGAGGGCUGUGAAAUUACUUCUGGAUACUAUGAAGAUUUCUUACAUUGAGGCUUGUGGAGAAGGGGAAGCUCAAUGUGCAUGGUUACAGAAAAAUGGGUACGUCGAUUACGCUCUCAGUAACGAUUCUGAUACUUUAAUUUUUGGAAGCACCAAAAUGUUGCGCAAUUAUUCUAAAGCUAUUGACGAUUUUGGUGUCACUGGUGUUGGAAGUCAUCGACCAGAGGUUAGACGUGACACCAAGGAGACUUUUAUUACCGUUGUCGAACUUGACGAUAUUCGGGAAUCCACUACAGACAGAUAUGAAUGGUGGACAUUACUUUUCUUUAGCAUUUUGCUUGGCGCUGACUAUAACCAGGGUAUUAAAGGUCUUGGUAAGACAAAAUCAGCGAGGUUAGCUCAGUUGAGGGACCCUGACUUUGCAGCUCAGUUUCGUCACAUAUUUGGUACUAUCGAGAAUCCAUUUGAACCCGAAGCCCGUGAGGUUAAAUACAAGACAUUUCAGGAAAAGGUUCUCAAAUACUGCAGUGAAAACUCCGUCAAAUUGUUUGGUCGUAAUUAUAAAGCCCUUUUGAGCAAAGAGAAUAUGGAAGGCUGGCCCAGCCAGACCGCAGUCAUGUAUUACUUUCACCCAUAUUUGGUACCCGAUCUGGAUCGCAGCUUUUUCGACAGCAGAUAUGUCAACAUGAGUGAGAAUUUGUCUUACCAAGAUAUUCAGUUUGAGAAAUUGCAGGCAUAUUUGUCCGACAUUCACUUAUCUGGAGUUACUCAUUUCAAAAGGUGGUAUACUGAGGCAAUGCAGGAGUCAUUUGUACUAAGACACUUGUUAAAUGAUGGUCCGUAUCUCUAUGAUGAAAUGAAAAUAACUGAAGAGAAAACUUUCUUUGGGAAUGAGGAUAAUUUUCAGUACAGUUGUUGGAAGGUUCGUUACAACGACUUUCUAGAUCUAUUCCCCGACUCUCAGAGUCCUCUCAAUCAAACACCUUUCUUACCUCAUGGAAUUUCUACAAAAAGACGUGCAGAUACUUUGAAGUUCAAGUAUAGUGUCUGGAUACCCAAGGGUUUAUUUCCAGAGUCCCAUCGGCUAGUAAAACUCUUCAAGGAAGAGACAAAGCUCAAGGGUUCUCCUAAAAAGUCUCAUAAGAGGUCUCCCAAACGUAGUCCUCAAAAAAACACUUUAGACUCCUUUCUCUCUGCCCACUCAUCCCCAAUCAAUGAGACAAAAUCUACAACAACACCGAACGUUCCUGUUCUAGAGCCGGUUAAGAGACGUCUAUUUGUCGAAACUGAUGUUGAAGAAAAUGACACUGUAGAGGAUGAGGGGGAUAGUUCACUGAUCUUCCUAAGUGAAUCUAAGGUAACCGAAUCUCAGCGAUCACCAUCAGCCAAAACCUUCUGGGACUUAACAGUGGACGAAGAACAGGACAGCAUCGAAUCACCACAGAAAAGACAACGUUUAAGCACAGAAAAGUCAAAUAACUGA